Vespa crabro (European hornet) is the source of this 1379-nucleotide messenger RNA. RefSeq names its product flightin (gene fln). The record is from RefSeq and is a predicted model, not a curated record. The transcript has 3 exons. Lineage: Eukaryota; Metazoa; Arthropoda; Insecta; Hymenoptera; Vespidae. The coding region runs from base 332 to 784 and encodes 150 amino acids.
GCAGACAUAGGCGCGUAUAGAAAGGGACGAUCGUAUGUAGGUACAACAAGAAGCAAGAACAACAAUUCACUUUGCAUUGCUCGUGCCAAACAUUCCCCCACCAACUUCGAAAUCGAAGGGACACGAGCCCCGAGAGGUAGGGGUACACAAGAAAAUGUUAUAAGCGAAAAUAAAAGCAAGAAAGAAGGCAAGGUCCCCGCGAGUGGCGAAGCUUCAAAGACGAGAGGGUAGUUUUUUUUGCAGUCUGUGUAGGUGCUUCGUAGAGCGAGCGUCGUAGCAAAGGCUUUCUAAAGAGAAUUGAAGAAAAAGAAGAAGAAGAAGUAAAAGAAGGAUGUGGGACGAUGAACCAGCUCCAUGGGAUAUCGAAGAAACGGCUCCCGAAGAAACAGGAGACCAAGAAGGGGCCAAGGAAGGGGGAGCUGAAGGGGUUGCACCCGGUGAACUACCAAAAGUAAAGCUCGAGAAGAUCGAACCUCCAAAGUACAAUCAUCAUUGGGUGCGCCCAUUAUUUCUCAAUUAUGACUAUCUUUACGAUUACAGGAAGAAUUAUUACGACGAUGUAAUCGACUAUCUCGAUCAAAGACAAAAGGGUUUGUAUCGUGAGCCUCCAAGAGCACAGGAAUGGGCAGAAAGGGCCAUGAGGACGUACGAUCAGAAGAACCUUGAUAAGAGUAUUAAGAGAUCCGCCGAUAUGAAAUACAUCACUAAAAUGAUAGUUACGCCAAGACAUUAUAGCUAUCAUACGCGAGCAUAUUAUAGCUUGAAGUAUCAGAGAAUUCUUUGAGUUAUCAUUUUUGACGGAGAAUAAUCGGCGAAGAUUGACGAUUAACGAUCUUACACUAUUCUUCGUCGAUAUUGCUAUUACCGAUAAUGCCAGUGGUAAGCUACUAAUCAUUUUUUUAAUCGGCUUACCUAUACGUCGUAUAUAACAUCAUCUUAGAAAUGAGGAUGUUGUAUUUUAAAAAUAAAUCGUAGUCGUCGUAGAUAUUUAUUCUGGAUCUUUCAUUAAACGAGGAAAAAGAUCACGGUUUACCUCUGGCCAAAUUCAUCUAUCGAGUAGCACUUACCGUCUAAUGUAUCGAUAAUUUCAUUUCUAGAUAAAUUCGAUUCGAUUUCAUACGCGAUUCAUUUAUCUUCGUAGAUAUAUAUUUUUCAUAAAUAGGGACAAACAUUCGCAUAAAACUUCGAUAUCUUAUCCCAUCAACAAAUCAAUCGUCAUAAAUUUAAACGCGUACUCGUUUUAUUUGUUUCGUUUGAUUAUUUAUUUGUCAUCAAUUUUAUGAUAUAGCUAUGACGUGCUCGUGUACUAUGCCUAUUGUAUGUGUAUUACUGUUAUAAAUCGGUAUUAUAGAAUACAUGUGCACUUUUACUUAACGAAA